AUGGCAAUUGAUAUUGAAGAAGUAAAUUUCUUACUUCCACCACCAGAUCAACCUGAAGACGACUAUUCUGAUCGCUUUUGUCCCAAUUCCCGUCAAACCUUCCGGAUAUGUCUUAACUUGAAAUUGGUCAUUGAUAAAGUCAUCCCAAUCAUAUUUGACGUCAACGAGAUCACCAAGGCCAACUCGCCAAUUCUUAACCACGAUGUGGUUCAAUUGGUUUUGAAAGCCGCUGGUGGUAAAGGUGAUGGUAAGCCAGGCACAACUUCACACAAAUAUCGUGCUGCUUUGAUCUUCUGUUUACUUAAGGUUUGUGGCUGGUAUUGGCAACAAAGUGAACAGGAAUUAACUGACAAUGAGUUAUAUUCCUUACGUGCCACGGCUGCCCAGAAAUUAGCUGCUAUUAUCAUUGAACAAGAAAAGAACGACAAGUACAUGUUCUUGGGAAUGUUGUGUCAUCGUUAUUCCAUUUGUUUAAAUGGUGUAGACGCAACUCCAGUUAGCGCCUUGGAAUUGGCAGUUGAUAUGCAUUCUACCAUUGUCAUUGGGUCUUCGGGUUACCAACGUUGUAUCAAAUGGUUAUGGCGAGGAUGGAUUAUGCAAUCCAAUGUUGACCCUCAUUCUUAUCUUAUGUAUAAGGGAGUAGCCUCCAAUUCCAUUAGAACUCACUUUGAUCCAGCAAGAAUCAAGACUCCAUAUUAUCAAAACAUAUUAGAAAUCAUCUUUAGCAUCUUUUAUUUGAUAUUGUUUUCAAUUGUUUUGAACACCCACAAGAUCAGCACGGGAAAAGUUGAUGGCUUUGAAGUGUUGUUUUAUAUCUUCACCUUGGGUUCAAUUGUCGAUGAAAUUGUUAAGUUUUAUCAUGUUGGUUGGAACUACUUGGGUUUUUGGAAUGCCUUGAAUGAUACCAUGUACACCAUUCUUUCAGUGUCAAUCUUCUUUAGACUUGCCAGCUUGGAUUCUCACGGUGCUGCUAGAGAAAAGUAUGAUGAAAUUUCAUUCAGAGUACUUUCAUGUGCUGCCCCAUUAAUGUGGUCAAGAUUAUUGUUGUACUUGGAUGCCCAAAAGUUUGUUGGUGCCAUGAUUGUUGUCUUGAAGACCAUGAUGAAGGAAUCGAUUUUGUUCUUUGUCUUGUUAUUCGUGGUUAUUGUUGGAUUCUUGCAAGGUUUUAUCGGUUUAGAUAUCUCUGACGGUAGCAAUGACGUCACUCUGAAGAUCUUGAUAUCUUUAGUCAAGGCUGUCAUUGGAGAAUCUUCAUUGGACGAUAUGGGUAAUUUGAUCCCACCAUAUGCAUCAAUAUUGUAUUACAUCUAUUCAUUCCUUUUAUCCGUCAUCUUGAUGAACAUCUUGGUUGCCUUGUAUUCCACUGCAUAUGCAGCAAUUGUUGAGAAUGCCACCGAUGAAUACUUUGCCUUGGUGGCUCAAAAGACAUUGAGAUAUAUCAGAGCUCCAGAUCAAGAUCUUUAUGUCCCUCCAUUCAAUCUUAUUGAAAUGGUAAUAACUCCGCUCGGUUGGUUUUUGCCUCAUGAAGCAUUCAAGUUGGUCAACUAUUAUGUCAUGUUAAUUAUUUACUCGCCCAUGCUUGCCUACAUCACCGCUGAUGAAUUAGCAAAUGCCAGAAGAAUCCAAUAUAACAGAUUUAGAGGAUUAGCUGAUGAUGCCAAUGAAGUUGAUACCGAAUGGGACUUGACUGAUGGAUACGAUGACACUUUCUUGCCUUCAAGUGAAGGAAUCAGAGAAAGAACCGAAGAGGUUAGAGAAGAAUUGAGAACUCAAAGAGAAGGAGAAACCCAAGAUCCGGAAUUUAGAAUUAAUUUGCAAGAGUUUGAAGCUGAGAUCAACCUGGUAGUUAAACCAGUGGAGGCUGCAUUCAAAGCAGGGAUUAAUUGGGACUUGUAUGAAUUGUAUAGAAAGAUUGAGAGAUUAACCGAAUUACUUGAAACUGUCGUGAUUGAAAACCAAGAAUUGAAAAAGAAAGUUGCUGAUGCAGAAGGUACUAAAUAA
This is a messenger RNA of Spathaspora passalidarum NRRL Y-27907, 2001 nucleotides long. It is a transcript of the gene YVC1, whose product is annotated as Yvc1p. The record is from RefSeq and is a predicted model, not a curated record. Bases 1 to 2001 code for a protein of 666 amino acids. Lineage: Eukaryota; Fungi; Ascomycota; Pichiomycetes; Serinales; Debaryomycetaceae. The transcript has a single exon.